AUGCAAGAACACGCUAAAGGCAAGCAAACAGGGGGGAGAGCAUCAUAAGAAACCUAACCCUCACUUUAAUUUCAAAUCUAGAUAACUUUUGAUCCGGAGCUCCGAUCAUCGCACCGUUUGCGGCCACGCGUCCGCGGCGUCGAGCUCUACAAAGUCCAAUACAUUGUUAGGAUCAAAUUAACUUGGUGGACUUGCUGGGUCUUGUCCCGAUUUCUCGUUGGUAAGGUGCAUGUAAAUAUGUGAUAUGAAGCAAUUAGAUAUGUUAGGAGCUUAAUUGGAAGCUGGGAGUGAGUUCUAGUUGCUGGAUUUUGGUGAUCGAGGCUUACAAUUUGGCCUUGUGGGUUGCCUUGGACCAAACGCGGUGAUCGGCCAAGGAACCAAAUGGCGUCUCGUGGGCGCGGUCGUGAGUACAAUCAAGGUCGAGGACGGAGAGUUAAUGAGGUAAUCAUACCAGUAGAUAGUUUGACUGAGAUCGUGACCGCAAUGACGAGUGUCGUUGCUGCCAUUGGUGCUGUUGCUGAUGUGACCAUCCGAGUGAUGGAUGGGGUGGAAUCACAAGUUGGAACUGGCAACAAUGGUGAUAAUGAAUAUGAAGGUGGACAUAAUAUUCCGAGUCAGGGGGUACCAGUGGGUUAUCCAGAGCAAGUUAACACAGGUCAGGCAAUGGGAGAAAGCUCAAGGAGGACUGAGGUAGCAGGGAGUAAUCGCCGAGAACCCUUCACAAAGAGAAAGGGAAAGAUUACACCUAGGAGUCAGAAUUUCAAAAAGAAUCAUUUUGUCGCUUCACACUCUCAGCGCCGGAACAAUGACCGAAGGAACGACAACCGUCUGGAUCCGAACAUAGAAGGGCAAACCAGUACCCAACCGGAUGACUUAAGAUGCCCAAGAUGUAAGAAGUACCAUCCAAAUAGACCAUGCAGGGCCGGAUUAAGUGUAUGUUACAAGUGCGGAAAGCCGGGGCAUAUAACUCGAGACUGUCUAUAUAGAAAGCGCCAGAAUGCAGCCGAAUCCGAUUCUCAGACCUGAGGUAACCAUGAACUAGCAGUUGAGUUUUUAGCUACCUUACAUAUCAUUAAUAUAUAAUAUCCAUUUGUGAAGCAUGACAAGUUUUGAUGAUCAUGGAGUAUGAGCCGAUGGUUAGUCGAAGACUAUUAGCUGUUGAGAUGGGGCGAUACUUAGCUAACUUAGAUGAGUGUCUAGGUUCUUGAAGGAUAAGAAUCAGAAUGACAAAGUGGAAGUAGGGUGGAUUAUACUUAAGGAAUUGGAACUGUCGAGAGCUAUGCGGAGUUACCGUUUGAAAUCCAGUGACGUUAAAGACUUCGAGGAAGAGGAAUAGAGCAGAUUUAACCUUUAGUUGCUAAUUGAUUAAGGGACAAGUAAAGGUGAGACCAAAUUUCUAUACGAGAGAAUUUUCGAGACCAUUUUUGAAGAUGUACCAGAACUUCCACCUUAGAGAGAACGUGAGUCUACGAUAGACUUAGUGCCGACAGCCGGAUCAGUGUUGAUUGCACCACGAGUGAAGACAUCAUUAUAAUCAGUAAAACUCAGGACCGAGUUGAAGGGAGUAUUGGAAGAGAGAAUCGUCCAACUAAGUGUUUCUUUUCGAGAGUGCACUAACUAAUCUUCACGACUUAAUCUAGCCUUUCUCUUAUAGCUUACAUUGAAAACUCUAUCUUGAGUCUUUCCUGUAAAAGCCCAACUCGUCGUUCUUCUGAUUCUAUUCCUUACUCGUAUAAGGCUUGUCUCUUUUGGAAUAAGCCUGAACUCGUCCUAAUAUAAUCACGUAACCCUUGAAUUCUAGAGACCUGCGGUGCGUGGAGUUGCUCUCUUAUGGAAAUCGCAUUCCUUUAAAGUCAACUAGAAUCUAUUCAAUUCGACUUGCCCUAUUCUUUCUAUUCAAGCUUUGAUUCGAACUUCUUCCCUGAGAUGCAACUAGCAGGUUUCUUUUCAUGUGCAUUCCAUUAGAAAUUAUUGAACUUGAGCUAGUGUUAGAAAUUGUGAGCAUGAAUUGUUGGUAUGAAAUUUGUGUUCUUGAAACCAUUAAUGAAGGGUUGAUAUAGGUUGAUAUAGGUUGAUAAAGGGUUGAUAAAGGGUUGAUAUAUGUGAUGAAGGGUUAGUAUAUGUGAAGAGUUAAUAUAUGUAAAUGAGAGGUUAUUUAUGUAUGUGAUGUAUGUUGAUAUAAAUUGGUGGUUAAAGCUUGUUGGAUUAGUUAAAGGUAAA
Messenger RNA from Arachis ipaensis, 2220 nucleotides. RefSeq lists its product as uncharacterized. Lineage: Eukaryota; Viridiplantae; Streptophyta; Magnoliopsida; Fabales; Fabaceae. Gene Ontology annotation, molecular function: nucleic acid binding; zinc ion binding. The record is from RefSeq and is a predicted model, not a curated record.